UUUUUUUUUCGAAUCUUUCCGCGAAAGAGAAGGGAUUCAAAGUUAAAUCUGCAUUGAAUUCAUCUCAGAGGUUGGGAGCAAACCUUAGUAGUUGAAUCUCCAGAGCUUCAAUGGCGAUUCGAUGGUCAGAGCUAUGUAUCGUACUGUUGGCACUGUCUUACGCCAUCUGCGUCAUUGCAGCGAAGAGCUACUACGAUGUGUUGCAAGUUCCUAAAGGCGCGUCUGACGAGCAGAUCAAGAGAGCUUAUCGCAAACUCGCUUUGAAGUAUCAUCCCGAUAAGAAUCAAGGCAACGAGGAAGCUACUCGCAAGUUCGCUGAGAUCAACAACGCUUAUGAAGUGCUAUCGGAUGAGGAGAAGAGGGAGAUAUAUAACAAGUAUGGUGAAGAAGGGCUUAAACAGCAUGCUGCUAAUGGAGGACGUGGAGGUGGUGGUGGGGGCAUGAAUAUGCAGGACAUCUUUAGCCAGUUUUUUGGGGGUGGUGGUUCGAGGGAGGAAGAAGAGAAGGUCGUCAAGGGUGAUGACGUGAUUGUGGAACUUGAGGCCACUCUUGAAGAUUUGUACAUGGGAGGCUCUGUCAAGGUAUGGAGGGAGAAGAAUGUAAUAAAACCAGCUCCUGGAAAGAGAAAGUGCAACUGCAGGAAUGAGGUUUAUCACCGACAAGUUGGUCCUGGAAUGUUCCAACAGAUGACAGAGCAGGUCUGUGACAAAUGCCUAAAUGUCAAAUACGAACGCGAAGGAUACUUUGUCACAGUUGAUAUCGAAAAAGGCAUGAAAGAUGGAGAAGAAGUGUCUUUCUACGAAGAUGGUGAACCCAUUCUUGACGGUGAUCCUGGUGACCUUAAGUUCCGAAUCAAAACUGCACCACAUGCCCGUUUCCGGAGAGAUGGCCACGAUCUACACAUGACCGUCAACAUUACACUGGUUGAGGCGCUAGUUGGUUUUGAGAAGUCAUUCAAGCACUUGGAUGAUCACGAUGUUGACAUCGGUUCCAAGGGAAUUACAAAGCCAAAGGAAGUGAAGAAGUUCAAAGGAGAAGGGAUGCCACUUCACUACAGCACAAAGAAAGGCAACCUCUUUGUCACUUUUGAGGUUUUGUUUCCUUCUUCACUCACUGAGGAUCAGAAGAAGAAUAUCAAACAAGUCUUGGCUUAGUAUUUCCUCUCUCUCUUUAGAAAUUUGUUGUUUAAAUAGAACUUGUAAUGAUCCUUAAUAUUUGUAACAUUACUAGGCUUGUUUUGAUAUAGAAUGAUUGAUCUAAUUGUCUUUUAUGUAUCAAAUUCUUUCAUGAUUUCACUGAAAUAUGAUUUACACAA
This is a messenger RNA of Raphanus sativus (radish), 1315 nucleotides long. RefSeq names its product dnaJ protein ERDJ3B. Gene Ontology annotation, biological process: protein refolding. Gene Ontology annotation, molecular function: Hsp70 protein binding. The transcript is spliced from 10 exons. Lineage: Eukaryota; Viridiplantae; Streptophyta; Magnoliopsida; Brassicales; Brassicaceae. Bases 111 to 1154 code for a protein of 347 amino acids. The record is from RefSeq and is a predicted model, not a curated record. Gene Ontology annotation, cellular component: cytoplasm.